This is a messenger RNA of Drosophila melanogaster (fruit fly), 697 nucleotides long. It is a transcript of the gene Acbp6, whose product is annotated as Acyl-CoA binding protein 6. Bases 50 to 298 code for a protein of 82 amino acids. The record is from RefSeq and is marked reviewed. Gene Ontology annotation, molecular function: fatty-acyl-CoA binding. The transcript has 2 exons. Lineage: Eukaryota; Metazoa; Arthropoda; Insecta; Diptera; Drosophilidae.
GCACACAGAUUGUUUUUGUUUGUCGAAGCCAACUAGCCAACUAACCAACAUGCCCACCUUUGAGGAGAUCGUCGAGAAGGCCAAGAACUUCAAGAACCUGCCUAGCAAGGAGGAGUUCCUCGAGUUCUACGGCUACUACAAGCAGGCCACCGUCGGCGACUGCAACAUCGAGGAGCCGGAAGAUGAGGAGAAGAAGGCCCGCUACAACGCCUGGAAGAGCAAGGCCGGUCUGACCGCCGAUGAUGCCAAGGCCUACUACAUCGAGGUCUACAAGAAGUACGCUCCCCAGUACGAAUAAGUGCUAUCCUAGUGCAAGACCCAUUCCCUUGAUCAUCUAACGAUGCUUAAGUUGGAUAAUUGUUGUAAUUCUGUAUUUAUUGUAAUUUUAUAAUAAACCAAACACGUAUGCAUUUAAACUGAACGCAACCAGCAUUCUUUCACAACAUGCUUAUCUGAAUGUGAUUAGGCUGUAUCGCAUUGCAAAUUGUACUUAACUAUUUUUUAUUUUCGUUUGACAAGCAUACGAUGAUUGAAAUAAUAUUACCCAUAUCACAUUUAGCUGAUUCUUCUACAAUUCAUUUUAUCAAUAUAAUAUCUUUGCCUUAAGUCUGAUCGAUAUGAGUAACUCAAGGCUGUACAAAUAUGGCAAAAAAGUUAUAAUAUGACAGUCCCAUUCAUAAAAAAUAAAACCUUGCAC